Messenger RNA from Orycteropus afer afer, 342 nucleotides. RefSeq names its product chromosome unknown C4orf46 homolog (gene CUNH4orf46). Lineage: Eukaryota; Metazoa; Chordata; Mammalia; Tubulidentata; Orycteropodidae. The transcript is spliced from 2 exons. Bases 1 to 342 code for a protein of 113 amino acids. The record is from RefSeq and is a predicted model, not a curated record.
AUGGCCGAACAUGAGGCGGUACGGGCUUCUUCGCCGCCCCCGCCGCCUCCUUCCUCUCUCUCGUCUUCAGACGCCUCUUCAUCAUCCCCACCCGGAAUUCCAGUGAGUCUGGGUUGGCAAAUUCCGAGGAGGAGCAGCGGCCGAACUGUGGACCCUCUGGAGGAAGUGGAGCUGCAGAUUGGAGACGCAGCAUUUUCAUUAACUCAACUUCUUGAGGCCACAUCUGCAGUAUCAGCUCAAGUGGAAGAGCUUGCCUUCAAAUGUACAGAAAAUGCACGUUUCCUUAAAACAUGGAGAGACCUCUUGAAAGAAGGCUAUGACUCUUUGAAACCUGACAACUGA